AUGGCAGCGGCAAAUCAUGUCUUCAAGUUUUCUCGCGAGGCCUACGCGGUAAUCGUUGACCGCAUCCCGCCAGGAGUUGGCCGUCGCGAGAUCGUGGACCUCUUCAGUACGCUGGUCGGGGACAUUCGAAAGGUAGAAGACAGGAAUCAAGGCCACUCGAUGGAGAUUACCUUCCACACCCAUGACGCCGCCAGGAAAGCGUUGUGCAUGACGGGAUACACCAUCUCAGGGGUGCCUCUCUCUGUCACCGCCGUCGCUCCUCCGAAAAUGGCGCGUGGUCCGCACAACGGGAACAGAGUUGCCGACGCCCGGCGUAACCUCUAUGUUCUUGGUCUUCCUUUCGACCUCUCCAAAAACGAGUUUGCAGAGCUUUUCUCUCGCUAUGGCACCGUAUCUCACUGUGUCAUUCUCGCUACCGUCGACAAUGCCUCGCGUCGCCGUGGGUUCAUAGUUAUGUCGACUAACGCGGAAGCAAGGGCUGCCAUGGAUGGCUUGUCCAGAACCGAGAUCAAGGGAAGUGUCAUCGAUGUAUCAUGGGCGGUCGUGCAGCGCUCUCAAGGAUUUCUGGACGGUGGAGACCGGGCCUUGCCAACGCGCGAUGCUCCUGCUGAGGACAUCCCUCGACCUAAGGAACCUUUGGCAGACCUGACCCACCCCACCAUGUCUAGCAUCGUUGUCUCUAACCUGCCUACGGUUCUGUUCUCCCAACCCUCGGACAUCGAACCUCUGUUGAUGCCUUUCGGCGACGUCAAGAAGAUUGAGCGGCUCCCCUCUGUCGCCGGCUCUGCGUCUGCCUACUCUGGCUUGUUCUCCAUCAUGGUCACAUACGCCUCUCCGGAGAGCGCGAGAGAGGCCAGAGACACCCUGCAUGGACAGGUCUAUGGGAACCAGGCCUUGUUCGUCGAGAUUUCUGGUGGACCGGGUGGUCAGGUCGAUCGCCUUUCGGACGUCCAUCGCUCCACGGCACCGCCCGGCCUUCAGCAGAACCAACAGAAGUGGUCCUCGAAUCCUACCAAGAGCCCAUCCGCCUUCAAUCCACGUGCCUCUCCUUUCGCCUUCGACUAUAACUCGUUUGCUUCGCACAAUUCUGCACCUCCUACUUGCACCAUUGCUAGUCCUCGUCUUGAUUACUUUGAGUCCUUUGUCUCCAACAACAAUUUCUCUAACAGCAACAACGGUCACAUCAACUAUAGCGAAAAUAGUCUUCCUCCGUCGCUGUCUUACGCUAAGCCUCACGCCCCUUCGACCAUGUCUACGGGACUCGCGAUACCCUCCGAAACCUACCAGCCUCAGCCUCAGCCUUUGUCUACCGUUUCGAAUGUCGACUGGAGUCUCAGUUCCAAUACUUCUCGUGCCCCGUUUCUUAAUCCUUCCCAGUCUGCUUCGCAAUACCCGCUAAGAUCGACCUCUGCAGCCUCUUGGUGGAGCGCUUCUGGCACGGACUCCGGUUCUGCUAUGCGAAGGCUCGACGCCCGUGAACAUGGAGAAAAUAGACUUAUCCAGUCCGGACAAGCGAUUCACCGCACAUUCCUUGCUUGA
Molecule: messenger RNA, 1539 nt
Organism: Stereum hirsutum FP-91666 SS1
Lineage: Eukaryota; Fungi; Basidiomycota; Agaricomycetes; Russulales; Stereaceae
Exons: 10
Coding region: 1-1539 (512 amino acids)
Cellular component (GO): cytosol
Molecular function (GO): mRNA binding
Source: RefSeq, a predicted model, not a curated record